Molecule: messenger RNA, 6978 nt
Organism: Entelurus aequoreus (snake pipefish)
Lineage: Eukaryota; Metazoa; Chordata; Actinopteri; Syngnathiformes; Syngnathidae
Gene: stat3
Product: signal transducer and activator of transcription 3 (acute-phase response factor)
Exons: 24
Coding region: 206-2569 (787 amino acids)
Biological process (GO): response to peptide hormone; cell surface receptor signaling pathway via JAK-STAT; growth hormone receptor signaling pathway via JAK-STAT
Molecular function (GO): RNA polymerase II cis-regulatory region sequence-specific DNA binding; DNA-binding transcription factor activity, RNA polymerase II-specific
Source: RefSeq, a predicted model, not a curated record
GCUGCAAUGUAUACAACGAGGCUUCAGACGUGGGACCUGGAAUAAGUGGGUGGAUAACGCGGGACACUUUUCUCUGUCUAAUUUAUCGAUUGAGCGCUAUAUUUUUGACCUUUUGAGUGUGCGUUUUCCCCAUAGUGAGGUGUGGCAUUUUUUUAUUUUAUUGAGGGAUUUUCUAAAGGAGUACACUUUGACUAGUCAGGUCAAGAUGGCCCAGUGGAACCAGUUGCAGCAGCUGGAGACCAGGUAUCUGGAGCAGCUCUAUCACCUGUACAGCGACAGCUUCCCAAUGGAGCUUCGGCAGUUCCUCGCCCCUUGGAUCGAAAGCCAGGACUGGGCUUACGCUGCCAACCAGGAGUCGCACGCCACUUUGGUGUUCCACAACCUCCUUGGCGAGAUAGACCAGCAGUACAGCCGCUUCCUGCAGGAGGGCAACGUCCUCUACCAGCACAACCUACGACGGAUCAAGCAGCACCAGCAGAGCAAGUACUUGGAGAAGCCCAUGGAGAUCGCCCGCAUCGUCGCCCGCUGCCUGUGGGAGGAGCAACGGCUGCUGCAGACCGCCGCUGCCGCCGCCGCACAGGACGGACAGGCCGCCCACCCUACAGGGACUGUGGUGACCGAGAAGCAGCAGAUUCUGGAGCACAAUCUUCAAGACAUCAGGAAACGAGUGCAGGACAUGGAACAGAAGAUGAAGAUGCUGGAGAACCUGCAGGACGACUUUGAUUUCAAUUACAAGACGCUGAAAAGCCAAGGAGAGUUGUCCCAAGACCUGAACGGCAAUAGCCAGGCGGCGGCCACCAGGCAGAGGAUGGCUCAGCUGGAGCAGAUGCUGAGCACCCUGGACCAGCUCAGGAGGCAAAUUGUGACGGAGAUUGGAGGCUUACUCACCGCCAUGGAUUAUGUCCAGAAGAACCUAACAGAUGAAGAACUGGCCGACUGGAAGCGACGGCAGCAAAUCGCCUGCAUCGGGGGUCCGCCUAACAUCUGCCUGGACCGCCUAGAAACAUGGAUAACGUCCUUGGCCGAGUCCCAACUCCAGAUUCGUCAGCAGAUCAAGAAGCUGGAGGAGCUCCAGCAGAAGGUGUCUUACAAAGGGGACCCCAUCAUCCAGCACCGGCCCGCCCUGGAGGAGAAGAUAGUGGACUUGUUCCGAAACCUCAUGAAGAGUGCGUUUGUAGUGGAAAGACAGCCGUGUAUGCCAAUGCACCCGGACAGACCGCUGGUCAUCAAAACGGGCGUGCAGUUCACCAAUAAAGUCCGGCUACUGGUGAAAUUCCCUGAACUCAAUUACCAGCUGAAAAUCAAAGUUUGCAUUGACAAGGAGUCUGGAGAUGUGGCUGCAAUCCGAGGGUCACGGAAGUUCAACAUCCUCGGCACCAACACCAAAGUCAUGAACAUGGAAGAGUCCAACAACGGCAGCCUGUCGGCGGAGUUUAAGCACUUGACCCUCAGAGAGCAGCGGUGCGGCAACGGCGGACGCACCAGCAGUGACGCCUCCCUUAUUGUCACAGAGGAGCUCCAUCUCAUCACAUUUGAGACCGAAGUCUAUCACCAGGGUCUGAAGAUCGACCUGGAGACUCAUUCACUGCCGGUGGUGGUCAUUUCAAACAUCUGCCAGAUGCCCAACGCCUGGGCGUCCAUCCUGUGGUACAACAUGCUCACCGACCAGCCUAAGAAUGUGAACUUCUUCACGAAGCCUCCAGUAGGGACGUGGGACCAGGUAGCCGAGGUGCUCAGCUGGCAGUUCUCGUCCACCACCAAGAGAGGACUGACCAUCGAGCAGCUCACCACACUGGCUGAGAAACUGUUAGGACCGUCGGUCAACUAUUCCGGCUGUCAGUUCACCUGGGCCAAGUUCUGCAAGGAGAACAUGGCUGGCAAAGGCUUUUCAUUCUGGGUGUGGCUAGACAACAUCAUCGACCUGGUCAAGAAGUACAUCCUGGCGCUGUGGAACGAGGGGUACAUCAUGGGCUUCAUCAGCAAAGAGAGAGAGAGGACCAUCCUCAGCCCCAAACCUCCCGGCACCUUCCUGCUGCGCUUCAGCGAGAGCAGCAAGGAGGGCGGCAUCACGUUCACGUGGGUGGAGAAGGACAUCAACGGGAAGACUCAGAUCCAGUCGGUGGAGCCCUACACCAAGCAGCAGCUCAACAACAUGUCGUUCGCCGACAUCAUCAUGGGCUACAAAAUCAUGGACGCCACCAACAUCCUGGUUUCGCCCCUGGUCUACCUCUAUCCAGAAAUCCCCAAGGAGGACGCCUUUGGGAAGUACUGCAGGCCGGAGACGGCUCCUGAACCCGAGAUGCCAGGCGACUCUACAAACACUACUCAGCCGUACUUGAAGACAAAGUUCAUCUGCGUCACCCCGUGUCCCUCCGUGUUCAUGGACUUUCCGGACAGUGAGCUGCUUGGGAACGGAUUCCCAGGCACAAACUCCGGGAACACCAGCGACCUUUUCUCGCUCUCGCUCUCCCCGCGCACUCUGGAGUCGCUCAUGCCCAACGAAGCCGAGGCUAAUCCAGGACAUCUGGAUUCUCUGACUCUGGACAUGGACGUGGCGUCUCCAAUGUGAGGACAUCUUUCCUCUUGGACACUUAAGUGACAGGAAGACAAUUGACAGGUUCUUGUAUGUACGUCCACGUCACUCGUUCUGUGGUUAUCAUCACUUUCCACUUAACAUGUCCAUACAUUUAUGACAGAAUGUGUGUGUGUGUGUGUGUUUUCUGGUAUUACUACCCUUCUUGAGACAUCAACAAGGAAAAGUACCGUCCAUAUGAGGACCGGAGGUCUCAAGAAGGUAACAAAUACAAGAGUGUGUGUAUGUUCUGGUAUUUCUAUCCUUCUUGAGCAGGGGUGGGCAAUUCAUUUUUACCGGGGGGCCACACCGACAAUAUUUCAAUACAAUUUUGCUCAAAUUAUUUUUGAUACGCCGUAAGAUAAAUAAUAAUAAUAAUAAUUUCAUUUAACCUAACUUAACUUUAUACAAAAGCAGAUUGCUUUUGAUGGUUUUAUUUUGAACCCGGUCUUACACAACAACUUCCUGAUGUAUAAUACAAUGCAAAAAUGUCCAUUUCUGUCACUUUAUCCUGCAUCCUCUUUAAAAGUCCAACAUUUUUUCCCCCGUCAGAUUCGGACAACCAUCUGUCGUCACACCUGCCAGCUUGUCCCAUUUCAGUCCCUACAUGUCCAAACACGCAUUCACCUAUGUCAGGGAUGUCCAAAGUGCGGCCCGGGGGCCAUUUGCGGCCCGCAGGUGAUUUUUUUAACGUUCUAAAAAACAUAAAAAGUGGUAUAAAAGAGUAAACUGGUGACAAUAAAAUGUUGCUAUGUUGACUCUAAUAACACUAAGCUGUCAUGCAGGCUGUUUCUUUCUUUAAAACAUAAUAAUGAAUCAAAAACAAUGUUAUUAUGAAUUAUUGACCUAUUCAAGGGUCCAAUUAGGUCACAUUAAAUAUUCCACUUUGAGAUGUUUUUUGGGGAAAAUGUUGCAUAUUUUGUGUUUGACAUAUAAAAAACUGUUUUUUGUUUUUUUAAAGAAGGGCCUAAAAUGAACAAACAAGGAACAUAAUAAACAACAAUACAAGUUAUAAUUGAUAGAUCUGACGUUGAUCUCGAGACUAUUGUGUUAACAGUUUUUAAAAAAAUGACGAUUUAUUUUUUAACACUUUACUGAGCGAUCCCCAAUAAUUUUAGUGGGACUUUUUUUUUUUUUUUUUUUAAGUGUCAUUGCUCAAAAAAUAAUAAUAAAUUAAAAUCAAUGUUGUUAUGAGUUAUGUUAUGAGCUCCAAUUAUUAUAUCAUCUGAAAUGUUCCACUUUAAAAUUUUAUUGGGGGAAAAUAUUUCAUAUUUUGUGUUUUUUCCAUAAAAAAAAUGGGUUUUCUUUGACAAAAAGGGCAUACAACUUAAAUCUAAAAAAAAAAAAAAAACUUUAUAUUGACAUAUAUACCUAAUGUUGAUCUAGAUAUUUAAACUUUGAAUAAUAAUAAUAAUACUAAAUAAUGACAUUUUUUUUAACCUAAACAUUUUGGAGUCCCCGGUAUCAAGCCUGAGUGGAAGCCUAAAUGUAUAUUUUUUAUACAUAUAUCGUAUUGGUUUUUAAAAUAAAAAAUAUCAAAAUGGCCCCCGCUUGCUUUGAUUUUUCAGUGUGCGGCCCUCAGUGGAAAAAGUUUGGACACCUGACCUAUGUGAACAAGUCAUUACCUGUGGUUGCAGCUUUUAAUUGACCGCAUGGCUGCCAGCUACUCCGAGAUUUGAAAGUCUGCAGUUAUCCCACGUAAAAAGAUGAGCAGCUCGGCGGUGUCACGUACAUCGCAGCUCUCAUCCAAAGCCAGCGAAAAACAGUCAAAGUCGGCCGUUCUUGUUCUUCAGCUGACGCUCCAAAGUUUCCAGCGAUGGUCUCAACCCGCCUCGUUACAGUGCGUCGGGAGAGUGACACGUUCUCAAACGCGCCCCUCUUCUCCGGGCUUAUCAGCGCAACAGAGUCCAAUAAGCACUCCUUAAUAAACUCUCCGUCAGAAAACGCCUUACUUUUUCUGGCAAUUUUGUGAGAAAUGACGUGUAGUGGCGAUUCAAAUGAUAUUCUUUAAGCACAGCAACCCGUGUACCACAAAUUAAGCACACGGCUUUACCUUUAAUUUCUGUAAAGAAAUACUUGGCAGUCCAUGUCUUGUUGAAAACACACCAUUCGUCAUCAACUUUUCUCUUUUUAGCAUCUCGGGUGUAAACAGGGUAUCCCUUGUCGCUGUGCACCUUCACUCACAGGUUACACCCGGACAUACGCCCAUAAAUAACACUUUUCAAAAUAAAAGCAGCACAGUUGUAUUGCACGCAUGACAUAGAUGUUUUUUUUUAAAUGUAUUUUGUCAUUUGUGAUUGCCGCUGUUCACAUUCACUCACAAUCGCGCACGAGCAUACGUCCACACGGAAGUAAUACAAAUAACGCUUUUCAAAACAAAAGCAGCACCGUUGUAUUUCACACUCGACAUAGAUACUUUUUAAAAAAUUUAUUUUGUAAUUUACGAUUGGCCGCAGAAUGCCCAGGUCUGUUCUUGAGACAUCAACAAGGAAAAGUACCUUCCAUGUAAGUCUCAAGAAGGUAACUAAUACAAGUGUGUGUGUGUGUGUGUGUGUUCUUGUAUUUCUACUCUUCUUGAGACAUCAACAAGGAAAAGUACCGUCCAUAUGAGGACCGGUGGUGUCAAGAAGGUAACAAAUACAAGAUUGGGUGUGUGUGUUCUUGUAUUUCUAUCCUUCUUGAGACGUCAACAUGGCAAAGUACCUUCCAUGUGAGUACUGGAGGGCUCAAGAAGGUAACAAAUACAAGAGCAUGUGUGUUUGUGUGUGUGUUCUUGUAUUUCUACUCUUCUUGAGCCAUCAACUAGGAAAAGUACCUUCCAUAUGAGGACCGGAGGUCUCAAGAAGGUAAUGAAUACAAGUGUGUGUGUGUGUGUGUUCUUGUAUUUCUAUCCUUCUUGAGACAUCAACAUGGCCAAGUACCUUCCAUGUGAGUACUGUAGGUCUCAAGAAGGUAACAAAUACAAGUGUGUGUGUGUGUGUUCUUGUAUUUCUACUCUUCUUGAGACAUCAACAAGGAAAAGUACCUUCCAUAUGAAGACCUAAGGUCUCAAGAAGGUAACAAAUACAACAGUGUGUUCUUGUGUUUCUACCCUUCUUGAGACACCAACAAGGAAAAGUACCGUCCAUAUGAGAACCGGUGGUGUCAAGAAAGUAACAAAUACAAGAUUGUGUGUGUGUGUGUGUGUGUGUGUGUGUUCUUGUAUUUAUACCCUUCUUGAGACGUCAACAUGGCAAAGUGCCUUCCAUGUGAGUACCGGAGGUCUCAAGAAGGUAACAAAUACAAGAGUGUGUAUGUGUGUGUGUUCUUGUAUUCCACCUUACUUGAGACAUCAACCAGGAAAAGUGCAGGAGGUCUCAAGAAGGUAACAAAUACAAGAAUGUGUGUGUGUUCUUGUAUUUCCACCCUUCUUGAGACAUCAACAAGGAAAAGUAGUUAGGACACAAAUCAUGGUCCCAUUAUGGAAAACCAUUGCAUCUAAUAGAGAAUGUCUCAUUUGCACCCCCUGGUGGUGAAAUCUAUCACAAUUAGGGUGGUCCCAAAAAUGAGGGAUUUUUUAAAUUGACUGUGUGUCGGUUUUAAAAGUGCUCCCCCUCUGGUCAACAUAUGAAAUAACAAGUAUUUGUAAAAAAAUUUGAAAUGCUCUCCCUCUGGCCAACAUAUGAAAUAACAAGUGUGUGUAAGAAAUAGAAAUGCGCCCCUAAAAUAUUUUUUUAAAAAUAAUAAAUAUGUAUGUAGACAUACUAUAAUAACUUGAAGUAAAUAAUUAAGAUUAAAAACAAAUUACAGACAAAAAAUUCUUACCAAGCUUACCAUUUUUAUAUAUUUGCAUAGCAUGUGUAUAUUAUUACUGUUGUAAAUACAAAUCUUUAUAUAUAUCUAGAAAGUGUGGUCCUAAAGAGGUAGGCAUUUUUCGGAGGUCUCAAGAAGGUAAGAAAUCCAAGAGUGUGUGUGUGUUGCUAUUCAUUGUCAAAAGCAAGAUAUAUAUAGUUGUACUAUAAACUAUGAAUGUAUUGUUGUGUGUGUCACACACUUUUAAUCCCUGCCAGAUGGAAUAUUGCAGUGUUACCACAAUAUGAGUAGUCCAGCACUAUAAAAGCCAACAUGUACAUACUGUAAGUUCUCCAUUGGACUUCAUGAAUAUUACUCUUUUCUCCUUGUUUGAGUACAAAAUGAACCUGUAACAUGUUUACUUAUUUGUAGUAUGGCCUGGAUUUAUUCUAAUCAUUAUUUUUGGAUGAUUUUGGAACUGAUUCAGAGCAAAUCGGGAUGGGAUACAAAUGUAUUUUUUCCCCAAAUGACUGCGAGGCGCAGAGGAGGCACUGCCAUGUUUGGAAAUGGUUUUAUUUACAAAAGAAACAUGCUGUGACUAUUCAUUAUUUUUUGGCAAUAAAAGAAAUUCACUC